Doryrhamphus excisus (bluestripe pipefish) is the source of this 6345-nucleotide messenger RNA. RefSeq names its product bromodomain adjacent to zinc finger domain, 1B (gene baz1b). Gene Ontology annotation, cellular component: WICH complex. Lineage: Eukaryota; Metazoa; Chordata; Actinopteri; Syngnathiformes; Syngnathidae. Gene Ontology annotation, biological process: chromatin remodeling; DNA damage response. Gene Ontology annotation, molecular function: histone binding; histone H2AXY142 kinase activity. The record is from RefSeq and is a predicted model, not a curated record.
GCCCGGUUGCGACGCCGCUUGCUGCCGGGGAAACGGGAGAGUUGAGGGUGUGUGAAAUUGUGCCGGUGUGCGAAAAACUCCCGCCAUUUCGACAAAGAAUUAACAUCUUCGGGACAUUGAUUUACAAAAAAACAACAAAAUUGUUUUUUUUAUUAAAGGAAGAACGAGCAUUCGAAAACUCAAACAACGACCAUCAACUCCGCUGGAGAAGUGAAUACCGAGUGAAUUGUUCUUCGCGCCAGACCUCCUGCUGGACUGUGGCUGUUGCCGCGAAUUUAACUUGCGUUUUGCGUGCAUCCUCUUCAAAGGACCUAGAAGCUGGCAAAAUAGUUUGGAAUACGACCAACAACCUCUUUUUUUGUCCGGGACACUACUUGGGAACAAUAUGACGUCGCUGCUAAAGCAGAGAAGAGACAUUGGAUGACUCAGAAAGAAGUGCAGUGUUUUUGUUUUGCAACGACAUAGCAAACCGGGCUAUUAGCAAGCCCCUAGCUGCUACACGCUUAGCUCCAGGCCUACCGGUGGUUACGGGCGGGCGCUUGGAUACACGCGAGAGUCAUUUUAUUUAACAACAGUCUAUUAGGUGCUUUGCCGUGGGUAUUUCAUUAAACAGUCGAUAUCGCGACCGUUUGUGGAUUUUACAAUGGCGCCGCUUUUGGGCCGGAGACCUUAUCCAUUAGCUAAACCGUUAGCCGAGCCGCCAGGCCCGGGAGAAGAGGUCUACAUCAUCGAGCACACCAAAGAGGCCUUCAGGAACAAAGAAGAGUAUGAGGCCCGCUUGAACAGGUAUGAGGAGCGCAUCUGGACAUGCAAGAGCACCGGAAGCAUUCAGCUUACACAUAAAGAAGCAUGGGAGGAAGAACAAGAAGUCACAGAACUGCUUCAGGAGGAAUAUCCCCACUGGUUUGAGAAGCCCAUCUUGGAGAUGGUUCACCACAACACAGUAUCUUUAGAUAAACUGGUUGAGAUGGCCUGGGUGGAAAUCCUCACAAAGUAUGCUGUUGGCGAAGAGUGUGACUUCAUGGUGGGCCAAGGUAAAAGUUUACGAGUAAAGGUGAUGAAGACUCAUCCCCUCGAACAACCUGAAGGUGAACCUGGGGAGAAGAAACUUGAAGGUGCCUGUGACUCACCAUCCAGUGACAAAGAGAACGCCAGUCAAGAGAACCAGAGGAAGGAACCUCCCAGCAGAGAGGAGGAGAACAGGAGAGAGAAUCUCAGUGAUAGAGCACGACGUUCACCAAGAAAGCUUUCCACUGCCACAAAGGAAGAAAAGAAGAGGUGGGUGAUACCCAAAUUCCUUCCUCAUAAGUAUGACGUGAAGCUGCUCAAUGAGGACAAGGUGAUUAGCGACGUGCCAGCAGACAGUCUUUACAGAACCGAGCGUCCUCCAACCAAAGAGAUCAUCCGCUACUUUAUCAGACACUAUGCUCAGAGGCUGGGCAUGGGAGAGAGUGCGCCCUGGGUUGUUGAAGAUGAAUUGGUGAAAAAGUUUAAUCUCCCCAGUAAAUUUAGCGACUUUCUUCUUGACCCACACAAGUUUUUAGCUGAGAAUCCUUCUGUAAAACGCAAGAGCUUAACGUCUCCGGAGGGUAAACCAAGGAAGAGGCAGAAGACCCUUUGCACAUCGGGAGAGGAAUCAGGAAAUGAUAAAGGAGAGAAGAAAAGGACGAGCAAGAAGGAUGCUCAGGGGACGCCACUUAGUCCCACCAUCUGGGGCCAUGUGCAGAAAAUAAAAAUGAAUGGUUCUCCAUUAAAAGUCAAAAACUCUGGAACGUCUAAGAAAGGAGAAGGUAAAAAAUCUGGCGACAAGAAGGAUGGAAAGAAAACUGGAAACAGCGGUGAUAAGAAUGUUUUUAAAGGGUCUAGAAAAGACACUAAAGCUGGUGCCAAGACAUCGAAGAUGAAGCAGAUGACCCUGCUGCACCUAGCUAAGAGUCCUGCUGCCGGCAGCCCCAGAAAACGGGCCCGCAGCAGCAGCACCGGCACUGCUAAAUUGGGGAAACCAUUGCAUCCAAUGGCUCUCCAUCUUAUUCGCUACUACAAGGAGAACAAGGGCAAAGAAGACAAAAAGAACGUUCUGUCCGCCCUCUUCACUAAAGCUGCAAAAGCCUUGUCCCAAGACGACCGGGGUAGGCUACCCGAUGAGCUGCAGGAGCUGGUGCAAAAACGCUGGGAGAAACUAGAGCAAAAGAAACGCUGGGCAGCUAUGAGUGAAGAGGAAAGACAAGAAGAGAUGAAGAAGAAACGAGAGGAUCUCAAAGAGAAACUACGAGAAAAGGCUAAGGAGAGGCGUGAAAAAGAGAUGCUAGUCCGUCUUGAACAAUCCCGACGAUACGAGGACCAGGAGAUCCUCGGUGGCAAGACCCUGCCGACAUUUAAGCUUGUCGACAUGCCCGAGGGGCUCCCAAACACUCUCUUUGGAGAUGUCGCAAUGGUUGUGGAAUUCCUUCACUGUUAUUCUGGCCUACUGAUGCCAGAUGACAAUUACCCCAUCACAUCUGUGGCCUUGAUGGAAUCGCUGGCUGGAGAACGAGCUGGCUUCCACUACCUAAACCGUGUUCUGGUGGUACUGCUUCAGACGUUGCUGCAGGAUGAGCUGGCUGAGGGCUACAGUGAGCUUGACAUCCCCUUAUCUGAGAUCCCCCUUACACUGCACUCUGUGUCAGAGCUGGCGAGGCUGUGUCUGCGCCCUUAUGAUGCCCAAGGUGAGGAGAGCAACCAGGGAUCCAUGGACCUGGCCUUAAGCGGCUUCGACGAUGUGGUGACCAGCGAGUUCCUGGAGAAGCUCGAAACCGUAGAGGUGUUUGAGCUCAGCCCAGAAGAGAAGGUCAGCCUGCUUGUGGCGCUGUGCCACCGCAUCCUCAUGACCUACUCGGUGGAAGACCAUGUCGACGCCAUGCAGCAGCGGACAGCUGAACUGUGGAAGGAGCGUUUGGCAAUGCUGAAAGAGGUGAACCGCAAGAUGGCCGAGAAGAAGAAGCAAAAAGAGACCGAGGGAAAGGAUGAUAAGAAGAAAAAGGAUGAUCCAAAGAAGGAGAUCAAGAAAGAAGUAAAGAUAGAGCUGGUAGACUUGAUCAGCUCAGUGAAGAGCAGACAGCUGAUGAGCAUACAGGCCAAGAAGGAAAGGGAGGAAAUGGACAAACAGAAUAAAGAACGCAUGGAGGAGGCGGCUGAAGAAGAGCGACUGCGUCGACAGAGAGCUACAGCGGAAAAGACUUUUAAGGAGGGCAUAACCAAGGCCAGGCUUGUUCUCCGCCGAACCCCACUCGGAACAGACAGAAAUCAUAACAGAUACUGGCUUUUCUCCGAUGUUGUUCCUGGGCUGUACAUUGAGAAAGGCUGGGUGCACGAAAACAUAGACUACAACUUCACUCCUCCAACAGAGGAAAAAACAGCCGAUCGUCAGUUGGAUGACGAUGACGAUGGCACUGAUGCGGAUGACGGAAGUAUCAAUGGUGCCAAUAAUUAUGGGGCACAGAACGUGGCACCAACAGAGAUUUGUAUGGAAAAUACGAUUCCGAAGCAAGGACAGAAUCUCUGGUUUAUCUGUGACAGCCCAUCGGAUUUGGAAGAACUGGUGGAAAGUCUUCACCCUCAGGGAGUGAGAGAGAGUGAGCUGAAAGCAAAGAUAGAAAGCAGGUACCAGGACAUCAUGCACUCUAUUAAUUUGACUCACAAGGACAAACCUGGUCUUCGGGUCUCUGAGAGCGACACUGAGCUGCUGAAAUAUCUACGCAGCGAUAUUCAGGAGAUCGCCUCACGCCUCCUCAAGGGAGGCUUGGGCUACUUUGAAGACGAUGCGGACAUUGAGGAUCAGUUGGAGAAUAUGGACAACCUGAAAGAAUUAGGAGAGAGUAUCAUCACUAUUCAGGCAUGUGUGAUCAAGAAAUUCCUGCAAGGAUUCAUGGCCCCCAAGCAGAAAAUGAAGAAAAAGCAAGUGGCGGAAGACAACAAUAAAGCAGAAGAGGUGGAUGAGGAAAAGAAAUUGGCAGAAGAGGCCAAGGUUGCAACAGCGUUAGAGAAGUGGAAGACAGCCAUUGGAGAGGCCCAGACCUUUUCCCGCAUGCAUGUGCUGCUGGGAAUGUUGGAUGCCUGCAUAAAGUGGGACAUGUCUGCAGAGAACGCCCGAUGCAAAGUCUGUCGCAGAAAAGGCGAUGAUGAGAAACUUAUCCUCUGCGACGAAUGUAACAAGGCCUUCCACCUGUUCUGCCUGAGACCCGUGUUGCACCGUAUUCCUGAAGGCGAGUGGUUAUGCCCGGCGUGCCAACCUACGUUGGCCAGACGUGGCACACGCUCGAGGGACUACAAGGAAGAUAGUGAUGAAGAUGAGGAGGACGAGGAGGACUCUGAGGAGGAGGACUCCGAUGAAGAGGACUCUGACGAGGAAGAGUCUGAGUACAAGUCCAUGGGCCAUAGCUUGAGGCCCAGGAAGAAAAGUAAACAGUCUUCAAAAAGUUCCAAAAGUAAAUCCAAAAAGAAGUCCUCAUCCACAAGUCAGAGUCGCAAGCAGAGAACUGGCCCCAGCAGCCCUGCGGACAUCGAUGAACUGGUGCGUCAGACUUCCCAGUCAGGAGUACGCAGACAUGUAAUGGAGAUGGAGAAGUGUGAGGAAAUCCUCAAGAAACUCACAAAGUUCCGUUACAGUUGGCCCUUCAGGGAACCCGUGUCCCCAGAGGAGGCAGAGGACUAUCUAGACAUCAUUUCCCAGCCCAUGGAUUUCCAGACCAUCCAGGGCAAGUUCAGCCAAGGCCUGUAUCGCCACGCCCAGGACUUCAUGGAGGACAUGAAGUUGGUCUUUUCCAACGCGGAGGAGUACAACGAGCAGGGCAGCACCGUGCUCUCCUGUAUGACCAAGACGGAGCAGGCCUUCACGGAGUUGCUCCAGAAACUGCUACCUGGCCUCAGUUACCUCAGACGACGCUCACGGAAACGCGUCGUUCAAGCUCCUGAGUCAUCAGAGGAGGAGGGGGACGAAGAAGAGGAGGAGGACGAGGAAGAAGAAAGAGCCUCGCAGAAAAGAAUUCAGAAUAGCAAAUCAAAUACAAAGAAAAGCAGAAGUAAACGCCAAGGCCAGAACGUUGAAAGCGAGGAGGAGGACGAAGAAGAAGAAGAGGAUGAUGGUCCGAGGAGAAGUAAGAGGACCUCAUCAAAAGCACGUGGGAAGGAGCACAAGGAGCAAGAUAGCGACGGCGAGCGGAACACUCGUAGAACUCGGCAGCAGGGUGCUCGGGCCGACAGGGUCAGCAGUGAUGAAGAGCGACCCAGCCGCCAGCGACAUUCCAAGAGACAGAAACGCUCCUGAAGCCCCAGGCAGCUUUUUUUUUUUUUGCCUUGUCGUCCUUUUCCUCCCAUUUUUGUAUUUGUGAUAAGACACCUUUUCAACAUCAAGCAGGGAAACAAACCUCAGAAGGACCUUUUUCUCCUAUUUCUGUUCAUAUUUUUGGAAAAAAAAAAUCAAGAGAAAAGUGAUUUAUAUUUGUAAUAUGUGUUUUUUUUUCCCUCUUCACUGAGAGGUCCUCACAGCUCUUAGACACAAACCAGCUUUGUACGUGUUUCUCUGUACUGCUGGGAUCUAAUCCGUAGCAUGGAAGUGCACACGGAGUCUCGGCAUCACUUUUCCCGGGCUUUUUCCCCAAAUACUUUCCACUCCAUGGACCGUUUUUCAUGGACUAAAAAGACCGUGUAGCUUAGACACCCAAUGCACACCAUAAACACUUUUAGAUAAUGUACAAUAUGAACAAUGUUGUGUCGGGGGGGAGGUCUGUCCCUUCAAAUACAACGAAACUCCCAAAACGUCUUUUUACUUUACUGCCCUAAUUUUCAACUAGCAACCUGACUAAAAGUGUCAAUUUUUGUCUGAAAACAUCCCGGUACCUCAAGGUUGGUGUGCACUAUUUUGUGAACAAUGUAUUUAAAAAAAAAAAAAAAAAAAAAGGUGAAAAAUGUACCAAACAUGCCAGCAUCUGCAGGACCACUUUGCUGAAGUAAUGUGCAUAAACAUUUGUAAAACAGUGUUUAAAAACAACAGAUGUUUGUUAUCAAAAGGAUAUUUUUGAAUAGUUUAUAUUUUUUGCACAUUUUUAUUUGGUUUUGUAAAAUGACUCAUAAAUGAUGUCGACAUUGUUUAAAAUCAGGGCUCUCCUAUUUGUGCAGAGAACAUGUAAAAAAACAAAAAAAACAAAACUAUCAUCAUAGUAGAAAUAGUCCAUUUAGUCACGUGCAUUUUUGUAAGGAACACCUCAGUGAAUGAUUAACAAUUAAAAAAGUGCUAUGUGAUUUUAGAAUGGCUCACGUGCUAUGUCCUUUCUGGGCCGCCAGAUGGCGCCCUUCCCUUGUUUUUUUUUU